AUGGCAGAGAAACGAGACUCUUCCGCAUCAACGACGGCUUUGCCUCGGCCUACAACCAUCACCCUUCCUCCUAGGCCGUCGAUGGAUACUUUCUUCUCCGGCGGGCUGAGCCCGGGUCCCAUGACUUUGGUCUCAAGUUUCUUCAAUGACAGUUACCAGGGCGGUGGAGAAGAUUGCCGGUCCUUCUCCCAGCUUCUCGCUGGAGCUAUGGCUUCUCCGCUUGCUAGGCCUCCCUUUUACCCUGACUUUUCUCCCCAAAACCCUCCUUCCACAGCCGCCGGCGGUGGCUUGUCUUCUACACAAGAUGCUGCUGCUGCGGCUGGAAGUGGUGGGUUUGGGUUCAAGCAGAGCAGGCCUAUGAAUUUAAUGGUUCCUCGGUCUCCUCUAUUUACGGUUCCACCUGGGCUGAGCCCUUCUGGGUUGCUUAAUUCACCUGGGUUCUUCCCUCAGUCUCCCUUUGGGAUGUCACACCAACAAGCUUUGGCACAGGUGACAGCACAAGCUGCACUCGCUGCUCAAUCUCAGCAUGUGCACAUGCAAGCCCAAUAUCAACCUUAUUCAGGGACCACUCCAUUGCAAGUAGCGCCAAUCCAACCAUCUUAUACUGCUGAGGAUUCACAGUGGCAGAUGCCACCCACAACUUCUAACCCUCAAACUACUGCGGUGGAGCCAUCUUCUGAGGUUUCUCAUUCGGAUAGGAAAUAUCAGCCACCUCCUGUUGCUGCUGCUGCUGCUGCUACCGCUACUGCUGAUAAACCUGGCGAUGAUGGCUAUAACUGGAGAAAAUAUGGGCACAAGCCAAUUAAGGGCAGUGAAUUUCCGAGGAGCUACUACAAAUGCACACACCCAAGCUGCCCUGUCAAGAAGAAAGUAGAGCGUUCCAGAGAAGGUCAGAUAACUGAAAUCAUCUAUAAAGGUCAACAUAAUCAUGAGCUUCCUCAAACGAAUAAGCGUGCCAGGGGCGACAACAGUGUUCAAAAUGUGACCAUCAGUUCACAGGCUAAAAGUGAACCUGUUACACAAGCUCAGCUUGGUGAUACUAAUAAACUUGAUCAAAGUGCACCGCCUUAUUCCGGGGAUGGUAGGGAUAAAGGAUCCAGUCAAAUGAACUUUGUAGAACAACCUGAACCUAGUGGCUGUGGGGAAGCUGCUGGCGAUUCAAUAGCAAUUGAACAAGAUGGAGCGGAUGACGCUCCUAAUCCAAAGAGAAGGCAAAUGGAUGCGGCAACAUCCGAGGUAGCUUUAUCUCACAAAACAGUGACAGAGGCAAAAAUCAUUGUUCAGACAAGAAGUGAAGUUGAUCUUUUAGAUGAUGGCUUCAGGUGGCGCAAGUAUGGCCAGAAAGUUGUGAAAGGGAACCCACAUCCUAGGAGCUACUACAAAUGCACGAGCGCAGGAUGCAAUGUCCGUAAGCACGUGGAGAGAGCUGCAGCCGACCCCAAGGCCGUUAUAACUACGUACGAGGGGAAGCACAAUCACGACGUCCCUGCAGGGAGAAACAGUGGCGCUAAUACAGCUGCACAAUCGAGGCUUCAAAGCACGGCGGUUUCUCAACCGCAGCAGCAGGCUGCACCCGUUGAAGGUGUGAAUUUUGUGAACAACAAUAACGAGGAGCAAAGACCAGUGCUUCUUAGGCUCAAAGAAGAGGAAGUUGCCGUUUAA
This is a messenger RNA of Linum trigynum, 1662 nucleotides long. The record is from the annotation of a GenBank genome assembly. NCBI's taxonomy places the organism in Eukaryota, Viridiplantae, Streptophyta, Magnoliopsida, Malpighiales, Linaceae.